AUGUCGUCGUCAUCCAUCAAUCCUACAUCCAUUCCAUCCAUCUCUGCUCUGCGGCAGCAGCUCGGAUAUGGCGACUCUAACUCGGCGAAUCAUCAGUCAAAAUUAUUCUAUGAUAGCGUCCGGGCUUUCCGCAAGACCUUUGUAACCAGACAAGGCUAUGAGGGCAGUGUGAUGUACGAAUGGAAGUCUUCAGAGCAUCAAAGUGCUCUUGAAGAGAUGGUCCAAGCAUUCCUCGACGAUGACGGCAACGGAGCUCGACUUUGGCCGGAUGAACAUGCCCAAGGCAGUGUUAAGAAGCUCAAGUAUUCCCGUCAUGGCACGAAAAUUAAGCGAAUCCUGAAGCAACUGUUUUGGAGAAUGAAUCUGCAGCAGCACCGCAAUGGCAAAUACAGAAAGAACAAAGUGAAGACGGGCAACGUCAACAUACGCACACUUGAUAGGAGAGGUAGUCACGAGGACCCCAUCGAUGUAGACGAGAUUGAGGAGUCACUCGAGAGCUCUAGUGCGGUUGAAAUACUUACCACCUCAAACUCGACCAAGACUGAUCAGGCGGCGGCUGCGCCUUCGAAGAUUCUCGACCCGUACGAAAUCGAUUCUACCUCGGAAGAGGUUCAAGGACUAUUUCAAUCGCAAAGAGACGUUGGCGCAGACCUCUGGCGCGAACCCAAAGGUCAUGACCAAGAAGUCGGAAAUACUUUCAAUGAUCCCUUCACGUCGCCGACUGGCCCCAUGGAAGAUCGCCAAUUCGCGCCAUAUGCUGAAAUGAAUCCUUCCGAGCCUCCUCCCAACCGUCCCAGAGUUAACACUAUGCAGUCUCUCCAUCAGACUUCGAAGGGGAAGCGAGACGACGAUCCGGUCGACCCCCAAGCAAGUCGGACUUCGCCGCGCAAGCGCCAUGCGCCUCAACGCGAUGGGCUCGUAACAGGCGAACGACUAACUGAAGCCUGGCAGGCUAUGGAUAAGGACUCUCCCCCAGAGAUGGUUGCCCACGCCAUGUCAUCUGCAGCCCACCCAGAAGUUCCCGGCAGCUCUUUCACUGGUGUCCGAGAGGAAUCGGGUCUCCACACCCAUGAGAACAGUGCGGAGAAUGUUACAGACAGAGAAACUUCUGUUGAUGCCUUCGCUGAUGAAAUGGUCACUCGACUGACCGCCGAAACUGAGACGCAAUCACUUCAGCAAGAUGAGGUCGUCACCAGCACCGAAGCCUCUGAGCCUGCUGACACUCCACGUCAAGCGAGCCCUGCUGUGGAACACAAAAAGACAGUCUCUUUCUUAGCGAACAUGAGACGCUCACAGACAAUGGCUGCAGAGCCAAUCGAAAGCAACGACUCACCUCAGACCGCACCGACGCGCCAAGCGCGAGUCAAGUUUGUGUACCGCAUAAUCACCCGUUACCCGACUCGCCGGAGCUGUAUCUGGAAGCCCAGAGGAAGCUUCCGGACCAAAACGCUGGCCGAACUAGAAGAUGAGCUUCCCUUGCGGUUUGAGCGAUCCGAGCUCAAGUACCUCCUUGUUCGGCUGGAGGCCCGAGAUACUCAUGCGGAUCAGAUAAUUCCCUGUGGAAGAGAAGAAGAGUUCGAUGCUCUGAAACGACAUCUUGCAGACUUCAUUCGACAUCGCAUUGCAGAAUCGCUCCCUGGAGAGGAGGUCUCUGUGUUUAUCGACAUUGAGCCAUUGCCUACUCUGGAUUCGACGGAGAAACCCUUGGAAGUAGAGUCGAUUACGUUUGAUUGGUGA
Colletotrichum fioriniae is the source of this 1737-nucleotide messenger RNA. RefSeq lists its product as uncharacterized. NCBI's taxonomy places the organism in Eukaryota, Fungi, Ascomycota, Sordariomycetes, Glomerellales, Glomerellaceae. The record is from RefSeq and is a predicted model, not a curated record.